UGGGUGGUGGUGGAGGAAUGGGUGGCUUUGGUGGCCCUGGUAGAGGUGGCCCUGGAAUCCAGCCAGUGCAGGUUGACUCAACCCUCCUACAGCCAGUCCAUGUUGAGAUUGAUCCCCAGAUCCAGCAAGUCAAAAACCAGGAGAAGGAACAGAUCAAGACUCUUAACAAUCAAUUUGCCUCUUUCAUUGAUAAGGUCCGCUUCCUGGAGCAACAGAACAAGGUCCUCUCCACCAAGUGGGAGCUCCUCCAACAGCAAGGGCCUUCGGCGCCGAGGAAGAACCUCGAUGCCAUCUUUGAAAAUUACAUCCAGAACCUGAGGAGGCAGCUGGAAUCAGUCUUGGCACAGAGGGGACAGCUGGAGUCGGAGCUGCAGAACAUGCAGCAAUAUGUUGAGGAUUACAAAACCAAGUAUGAGGAAGAGAUCAACAGGCGCACAACUGCCGAGAACGAGUUUGUGGUGCUUAAGAAGGAUGUGGACAGUGCCUACAUGACUAAAGUAGAGUUGGAAGCCAGGGUGGGAGCUCUGACCGAUGAAAUCAACUUCCUGAGGUGCAUCUACGAGGAGGAGCUGUCUCAGAUGCAGACCAUCAGCCGGGACCUGUCCGUGGUGGUGUCUAUGGACAACAACCGGCACCUGGAUCUGGACAGCAUCAUCGAGGAGGUCAGGCGUCAGUACGAGCAGAUUGCCCAGAGCAGCAGAGCUGAAGCUGAGGCUUGGUACCAGAGCCAGAACCAGCAGCUGCAGGCAGCUAUUGCUGAGGCUGAGGAGCGGGGAGAGAUGGCCCUUAAGGAUGCCAGGUUGAAACUGGAAGAGCUGGAAAGUGCCCUGAGCAAAGACAAGGAGGAGCUGGCUCGCUUGUUGAAGGAGUACCAGGAGCUGCUGAACAUCAAGAUUGCGCUGGACGUUGAGAUUGCCAUGUACAGGAAGCUGCUGGAGGGAGAGGAGAACAG
This is a messenger RNA of Tauraco erythrolophus (red-crested turaco), 952 nucleotides long. NCBI's taxonomy places the organism in Eukaryota, Metazoa, Chordata, Aves, Musophagiformes, Musophagidae. The record is from RefSeq and is a predicted model, not a curated record.